AUGGGUUUUCUCUUCAUCUGCCCCUUUCUGCUGGCGCUGCUCCUGUCCCGGGGCAGCUUUGCAGACCUGGAGAAACAGAGGGUGGACUCCGGCUUGGAAAUCUAUAAGAAGCUGUUCGAGGUGAAGCGCAAGGACCAGAUGAACGCGCUGAAGAACCUGAUCGAGCUCAAUGACAUCAACCAGCAGUACAAAAUCAUUGACAUCAUGCUCAAGGGACUCUUCAAAGUGCUGGAGGACUCCCGGGCCGUGCUCAUUGCUGCCGACGUGCCUCCCGACGGGCCGUUCCCUCAGGACGAGAAGAUAAAGGAUGCGUACUCCCACGUGGUGGAGAACACGGCCUUCUUCGGGGACGUCGUCCUGCGCUUCCCCAAGAUCGUGCACCACUACUUCGACCGCAGGGAGCACAGAGGGGGCUGGUGGCAGGGAGGGACCCCGGUCACAGGGGAGCGUGGUGUGGGAGGCACCGCUCCCCGACGAGGUCUCCGCUUUGCUCUGCAGAUGGCUCAGGAGCUGGGGAUCAGCGAGAAAUCGCCCGAUUACCGCAAUCCCUUUAAAACGGACCACUCUGAGUUUUUCCCCAGUGCCGACACCUUCCAGAAGGCGCUGCGGGAGGAGGAGAAGCGGCGGAGGAAGGAGGAGAAGCGGAAGGAGAUCCGCAAGGGCCCGCGCAUCUCGCGCCCGCAGUCGGAGCUAAAGGAAAUAAAUAGGACUUUGUGA
This is a messenger RNA of Opisthocomus hoazin, 717 nucleotides long. Lineage: Eukaryota; Metazoa; Chordata; Aves; Opisthocomiformes; Opisthocomidae. The record is from RefSeq and is a predicted model, not a curated record.